AGAGAAUGGCGACGGCAAAAAACAUACAUUUUCCUGCAGCCCCCACCUCCUGCGUGACAAAGGAAUGAGCAAAAAUGACAGCGACAGCGGCGACGAUAUCGGAAGCGUCAAAUUUUCUUUUUUCUUAUACACAUUUUCUCAAAUUGAAGAGCGUCCGAUUUUGGAGGGGCCCCUGGCUACGCAAGGGUCUCUUCGAACCGGUUCCUGGGCAUACCCCCAUCUUUCAAACGAAUUUAACUUUGGAUCACAUCACUCGGAACUACCUACAUAUUACGGACUGAGACGACAGACGCUGUCAACGUAGCUCUUGACGACUUAAAGACUUUAGGCACAUGCGAUGGAUAUACCCCGCGAGGCUGUGUGUGUGUGAUGUUGUGAUGAGCUUGAAUCGGCGGCGCUGCUCUUGGGGCUGCAAACAGUAUCGCUUGUCGUUGGGGCUGAUACGGGCCUCAGGUUUGCCCUGUACGUGCGGGCUUGAAGGCUCUGGCUGCAACGUCAGUGAAGGCUGUCACCUCCUGGGGUACACGAGCGCGCGCGCGUGCCAAGGCGGUGGAUGCAAGAUGUCUUG
This is a messenger RNA of Trichoderma virens Gv29-8, 568 nucleotides long. RefSeq lists its product as uncharacterized. Bases 65 to 304 code for a protein of 79 amino acids. The record is from RefSeq and is a predicted model, not a curated record. The transcript has a single exon. NCBI's taxonomy places the organism in Eukaryota, Fungi, Ascomycota, Sordariomycetes, Hypocreales, Hypocreaceae.